This is a messenger RNA of Penicillium griseofulvum, 1386 nucleotides long. RefSeq names its product Zn(II)2Cys6 transcription factor. Gene Ontology annotation, cellular component: nucleus. NCBI's taxonomy places the organism in Eukaryota, Fungi, Ascomycota, Eurotiomycetes, Eurotiales, Aspergillaceae. The transcript has 4 exons. The record is from RefSeq and is a predicted model, not a curated record. Gene Ontology annotation, molecular function: zinc ion binding; DNA-binding transcription factor activity, RNA polymerase II-specific; transcription cis-regulatory region binding. Gene Ontology annotation, biological process: positive regulation of transcription by RNA polymerase II. The coding region runs from base 1 to 1386 and encodes 461 amino acids.
AUGUCGACCCGCUCACACCAGGGCUGUUGGACAUGUAAGCGACGGCACCGUCGCUGCGAUAAUGCGCGGCCAUCGUGCCAAAAUUGCGUCGAGCGUGGGACACCAUGCGAGGGGUAUGAGAUUCGGCUAAAAUGGGGUACGGGGGUUGCGUCGCGCGGUCACUUUACUGGUGCUGAUAAACCGGUUAAGAAUUCUGUGCCGCCGAGGCUAAGGGGGAGACAGAGGGAUAUUAGCAGGGAGAGAAGAAAGCGGGUGGAACUGGAAGAGGAUUCUGCUGUGGAUAAGAGUCGGGAGUUGGAUCUGGCUUCGCAGAAGGUAGUUGAGGAUGAGGCUCUGUUCAAUGAAUUUAUGAAUAGCGGCAUUAAUGCGCUUCAUUCGACAACAGCAAGAGAAACCAUGCUUUAUCCACGUCUCCCGCAGCUUCGUCGAGAAUCUAGCGCUUUGUAUCCUAUCAGCAUUGCAUUUCAACUCGCGCUAUCGAGUACAGUCUCCUCUCGGUUCUGCGAGUAUUUCGACACUGCAUUAAGGACGUUUCGAUCAGAACUGGCGUGCAGCACAACCCUAUCCGAUGGGACGUUGGCUUCAGGACUGCUGCUGUGUACCAUUGGUUUGAUGCAUGGUCUUCCCUGGACCAUGCAUUUAGAAGGUAUGCACAAUAUCUUGAAGAGCAACGGGCUUGAUGAUUUACAACACCGAUCUACGCAAACUCACUUUCGUAUCCAUCUCCUCGAAGUGAUGGGGGUGAUGGACCUGACCUGCUUUUCUGUCGGUCGUCAAACUUCAGAGAUUGGUAUCUGGCGUCGGUAUUGUCAGACGGCGGCACCCAGAUCUGGUAUUGAGCCUGUCAGCGGUCUUCCUCGUACACUACUUGAUAUAUUUGCCGGGAUAGGCGCAGAGACUACAGAGCGAACUUUCUGGGAUUGGCCUGGCGAGUCAGGGAGCUUUUUACAGUGUUAUCUAUGGGAGGCGCAUCGGCUGGCCGGUAUCCUGAUCCUCAGAAAACAACCUAACACUUCUUCUACAUCUAUUCCCGAUAACAAUAUCCCGGCAUGGAGACAGCCUGCCAAGUGUCCGGCAGAGACAUCUGUUCUUGUUGCGCGGAUACUGGCUAGCCUUGAUGCUCUCCGUCUUGCAUUAGCCGAGCGCCCGACGGAAGAUGUCUUCAUUAAGAAUGCAAUCCUAUUUCCUACGUUUGUCGCGGGAUUGGAAGUCGGUGUCCUAUGCCACAAGCCGGAAUGGCAGCAAACCAUUAGGGAGGGUUUGCUAGGCUCGAAUCAGUCUGAAAUUCUUCUUAGUCUGCUGGAAGAGUUAUGGCAGAAGAAAGAUCCAAAUCUGAGUGUACAUGAGUUGGCUCGACAGAAAGGGUUGGAGAUGGGCUUGUUAUGA